AAGCUUCGUUUCAGUCAUCAAACAACGAAAAUUGCUAGUUAGAUCUGACAACGCUUCUGACGGUCAUUAAGAGAGGCUAGGCCAAUUGUAUCUCUCAUACCACGACCAUUUCGCUACGCGCUUAAACAGCUGCCUGGAGAUAGCGUAUCAGAUAACGCUUCCACUCCGCCAUGCAGGCUAUGCCAGAUGCUCGUCAACAGACCUUCGAGGAGAUCUACGGACCACCGGAGAACUUCCUCGAGAUAGAGGUCAAGAACCCUCAAACACUGGGAACCGGGCGGAACAUGUAUACCACCUACGAGAUCGAAUGCCGGACCAAUAUUCCAGCCUUUAAGCUUCAGCACUCGAAAGUCCGCCGUCGGUAUUCCGACUUUGAAUAUUUCCGCGAUAUUCUUGAGCGAGAGAGUGCACGUGUGACUAUUCCACCUUUGCCGGGUAAGGUGUUCAUGAAUCGAUUUUCGGACGAUGUUAUCCAGCACCGCAUGGAGGGUCUGCAGGCCUUCCUUCGCAUUGUCGUUGGACACCCGCUGCUACAGACGGGCAGCAAGGUGCUGGCUAGCUUUGUACAAGAUCCGAAUUGGGACAAGAACUCGUGGUAAACGGGAAUAUAUAUUGAAAUAUCUCCACCUCACAAUCAUCUCGGUGCCAACACAAAUCAUCAUGGAAGGAUUGUUGUGGGAUUCAAUACUCGCCGAUCGCUCCAGCCAAAUCGAAACCGAACGUGCUCCAUUUUUUGCUCUGCUCUGCAUCAUACAUUUGCGUUUUAUUUAAGAAUUUUUUUUUUUUUUUUUU
Xylona heveae TC161 is the source of this 792-nucleotide messenger RNA. RefSeq names its product Phox-like protein. Gene Ontology annotation, cellular component: early endosome membrane; retromer complex. The record is from RefSeq and is a predicted model, not a curated record. Gene Ontology annotation, biological process: late endosome to Golgi transport; endocytic recycling. Bases 171 to 599 code for a protein of 142 amino acids. The transcript has 3 exons. Gene Ontology annotation, molecular function: phosphatidylinositol-3-phosphate binding. NCBI's taxonomy places the organism in Eukaryota, Fungi, Ascomycota, Xylonomycetes, Xylonales, Xylonaceae.